Messenger RNA from Polypterus senegalus (gray bichir), 2663 nucleotides. It is a transcript of the gene cxxc4, whose product is annotated as CXXC finger 4. The transcript has 5 exons. The coding region runs from base 428 to 1399 and encodes 323 amino acids. Gene Ontology annotation, molecular function: methyl-CpG binding; zinc ion binding. NCBI's taxonomy places the organism in Eukaryota, Metazoa, Chordata, Cladistia, Polypteriformes, Polypteridae. The record is from RefSeq and is a predicted model, not a curated record. Gene Ontology annotation, cellular component: nucleus.
ACGCAGCUUCCCAGAGCUAUUUCCCAGCAGAGAGCCCUGAGCCAUCCCCCUCCCGAGUGCUCCUCAUGUUUCUAUAGUAAUUUCCAGCCAAUGAUCAGUAGGUGUCCACAUCCCCGCUUCCUCACCUCAGCACCAAUCAGCCACACACAGCGACAGGAGAGACGGACCGAGCAAACACUCGGUGUAGCUACACAAUACACCCCGGACCAGCAGGAAACACCUCACCUCCUGCCGCACACCUUCUGCGCCGAGUGAUGUGCUGCUCUCUGUUCGCAGACUGCUAGCGUCUGGAAUCCCUUUCGUCAGGAACCUGUAUCACAGAGGACAUAUGAUGGAGAUGGUACGCAGUUGUUUGUAACCGGCCUCACACUAUCAAAGGUGGAAUUAAAAGAUUGACAUUGCAUUUGCUUGCCACUCAGUCACAGAAAUGUCUAAUAUAAACAAUGCUCUUUGUGUCGAGAAUGGACAAAGCGCAGAGCCUUCUUUAUUACAAAAGGAUAACCUCCAGGAAAGUGGAUUGAACCCUGUUUUGGAUUAUAAUGCUGAAAUGGAAAGGUAUAGAUCUUUUGCAAACUUUUACAAAACCAAUGGGGCAUUUCCACAGACUGCAAAGAUUGCUCGCAUUACAACGCCAAUUUUUCCCAGUGCUAGAAUUGGCGUGUCCCCUUGGAACUGUGAUAAUGCUAUGCUCUGGGGAAGGAAAUCAGCAGCAAUAAACUCUAAUAGGACCAGCAUGCAAAGAAAUGAUUCCCAGAGGCCGGGAAAGCCUGGCGUGCCGCCAGAGACGUUGCAAAUGGCAAAUAAUAAUUUCCUCACUACCUUAUCCCCUGAACACUGCAGACCUUUAGCAGGAGAAUGCAUGAACAAGCUGAAAUGCGGUGCUGCUGAAGCAGAGAUAAUGAAUCUCCCAGAACGCGUUGGAACUUUUUCCGCUAUUCCGGCUUUAGGGGGCAUCUCAUUACCUCCCGGGGUCAUCGUCAUGACAGCCCUUCACUCCCCCGCAGCCUCAGCAGCCGUUACAGACAGUGCGUUUCAAAUUGCCAAUCUGGCAGACUGCCCACAGAAUAAUUCUACGGGAUCCAGCGGAAACCCUGCAAAGAAAAAAAGGAAGAGGUGUGGGGUCUGUGCACCCUGCAGGAGGCUAAUCAACUGUGGGGUUUGCAGCAGUUGUCGGAAUCGUAAAACUGGUCACCAGAUCUGCAAAUUUAGGAAAUGUGAAGAAUUGAAGAAAAAGCCUGGCACAUCGCUGGAGUCAUGCCCAGGUCAGGAUCAACUUUCUCCCACCCGGCUAACACCACAACACCCCUGGGUUGCGAGGACGUCGACCCAGGUUGGCUGUGAUCCACCUCUGCAUAGAACACCUGUCACUGGUGGAGAAGCUUUCAGAUGGUUCUUUUAGAUGAUCAGCCUCCAUAUAAUCAGGGAAACAUGGCGCGCACCAGGUAACAAGUGAGCCUGUUGCAAAAGCACUUGUGGACUUGAAACUGGAGUUCAGCAUUGAAGAAAACUAAACAGUGUGGAGGUGGUGCGACGAUGGUGAAUUAACUCUGUAAUUUCCUUUUCCUGUGUAAUAAUGUACCUUUUGACAGUAUCAUAAUGUAUACUUUUGGUGUCAAUGAAUGUGUUUCAGUGUUGUGACUGUACAAAUAACAGUCAUUCUUAUGUAGCGGACUCAAAAGACAAUCAAGAAGAAAGAGGCCACGAGGAUAAAUAUCUGCAUCAAACACAGUACACCUAGAUUUUGAGCAAUAAUCUUUGGGUUGAUUUUUUUUGCUCUCAGAUUGUUCUUUUUUAAUUUUUAUUAUUAUUUUUACAAUUUUCUCUUUUCUUAGUUUUGUUUCUCUUAAUACAGAUUAUGUGUUUGGCACUUACCUUAACAUUAGUCCAAGGGUAGGGCUUUUUAUGUGUUUUUUUUUCAACUAUAAAUUCAGAAAUUAUUUAUAAGAUGGUUAUAAAAGGGAAUCAAAAUUUUGUAGUAAUCUAUUAUUUGAAAGAACAGGGCAACACUGUCUUGGGUUUUACAUUGCCAGGAAAAACCUGACUGUAUGUUUCCAUUUAUUUUAAAGUUGCAGUCUGACAGAGAACAUAAAAUUCUAUCUUUAUGCUUUUAAAAUUCAAGAGGCAUUUAUGGAAAGAAUGAGGAAUGUGGAGAAAAUAUUUGUCGUAAUUAGAUUUGCUGGUUAAAAUGCUUAUUUUAUUAAAUGGAAAAUCUUAAAUGAUGGUUUGGGUAAAUUCAGUAUUUUAAAUACCCAGGCCGGCAACUGUCAACAAGUAUGUAGGUAUAAAGGAAUUCUUUCACUUAAAGAUUUUGCAAUUUAGUAUUCUCAUAUGGUACCUUAUGAAUAAACUGACAGGUUAUCCUGAAGAAAAGAGGAUUCUGUGUAUCUUCCCACUGCAGAAGCAGCAAAUGUGAUCUGCAUUAAUGUGUUUAAGUGAAACAAAAGUACACAUUCCAAACAAAUUAUUAUUCAAUAAGUUACUCAUUGUCUUAAACCCUGUUGUUGCAUGUAUAAAUAUGUGUUCUGGUUUUAAAGACUAAUAAGAAUUUGUAUAUUGUUGUUGUGAUGCUUUUAUGUGUUAAAUAAAAAAAGACUCUAAUGUUGAUGUAAAGAAAUAAUGGCAAUUUUUAUUCUCACAUGUAAAAUUAAACACUGUUUAUGAGC